AUGGAGGAGAUCGUGGCCGCAGUGGACGGCCUAUCGUUCGACAUCGAGCGCGACCUCGAGGAGCAGAUCGGCGCCCUUCCCCUGCCCUUCGCGGGGAUGGACAAGUCGGGUGCGGCCACGUGUUUGUUUCACUUGCGCGGGUCGUGCGCGCGGGCAGCCAUGUGUCCGUACCGACACAUAAAGCCCGACCGGACAGUGGUGUGUAAGCAUUGGCUGCGAGGUCUGUGCAAAAAGGGAGAUCUCUGCGAAUUCCUGCACGAGUACGACAUGUCUAAGAUGCCAGAGUGCUACUUCUACAGCCGCUUCCACGCGUGCAGUAACAAGGAGUGUCCCUUCCUCCACAUCGACCCCGAGUCUAAGGUGCGAGACUGUCCCUGGUAUGACCGCGGCUUCUGCAGACACGGCCCCAACUGUCGCCACCGACACACCCGUCGCGUGGCGUGUCUUAACUACAUCUGCGGCUUCUGUGCCGACGGCCCCGACUGUAAGUACGUUCACAUGCGCUUCGAUCUGCCCAUCAGUUCGGAUCAGUUGACUCAGAAGAAGGGGGCCGUCGUGUGCCACUACUGCAACGAAUCGGGACACAAGAUAUAUCAGUGCCCCGCUAUGACUGCCGAACAACGCGAGGAAGCCAUUCAGCAUAAGCUGAACCAACUGCAGGAACAGCACCACAACCAACACCAGAAUCAACACCACAUGCCCUCCACAGCCAACCACAACGCCGUCCCAAUCAUCCAAAUGUCUUCAGUGGCCGUCAAUAGUAUUGCGGCUUACUUCUUGGCCAACUGCUCAAUGUUAUAG
Messenger RNA from Oppiella nova, 801 nucleotides. The record is from the annotation of a GenBank genome assembly. Lineage: Eukaryota; Metazoa; Arthropoda; Arachnida; Sarcoptiformes; Oppiidae.